This is a messenger RNA of Lasiosphaeria miniovina, 519 nucleotides long. RefSeq lists its product as uncharacterized. NCBI's taxonomy places the organism in Eukaryota, Fungi, Ascomycota, Sordariomycetes, Sordariales, Lasiosphaeriaceae. The record is from RefSeq and is a predicted model, not a curated record. The coding region runs from base 152 to 496 and encodes 114 amino acids. The transcript has a single exon.
CACAUCUACAUCAAUAUCCACAUCCACACUCACAGCAACAGCUACGCUGAUCUCAACCACGACACUCGUCUCAACAACAACACUCACAACCGCGCACAUCAGCACCACCACACUCAUCCCGCCGGCACCCCCACCAACCACAACAACUUUUAUGAGCACCAGCACUAGCACGCUGACACUGACCAACACACUCACGCUGACCAACACACUCACACUGACCAACACACUCACACUGACCCUAACAAGCACACUCACCCUCAUUCCUCCACCGGCACCAAACACACCGGUGACCGGCAUCGCCACCCCGUCACCGAUCCAGCCGGGAAUGACUUCACGCUGCCAGGCGUUCUACUACGUGCGGCCGGGCGACACGUGCGCGGCCAUCGCCGCGCGCUAUUCCAUUCUAGUGGGACAGUUUAUUGCGUGGAACCCCGGGGCGCGCGCCGAUUGUGCGAGUCUGUGGGCCAACUCGUACGCGUGCGUUGGUGUGUUUUGAUGCGAGGGUGGAUUUGAGGUAGG